Chondrus crispus (carragheen) is the source of this 414-nucleotide messenger RNA. RefSeq lists its product as hypothetical. The transcript has a single exon. Bases 1 to 414 code for a protein of 137 amino acids. NCBI's taxonomy places the organism in Eukaryota, Rhodophyta, Florideophyceae, Gigartinales, Gigartinaceae. The record is from RefSeq and is a predicted model, not a curated record.
AUGACUAUUGUUGCGAAUGCUAUCUCAUAUCGACAGAUAUCUAGGGGCAAGUGUCACGCUUGGACUGGAUAUGUUAAGUCUGUGAUAGGACUAACACUUGCGUGGGACAUGGUAUCUACUACAGUAGGCCACUGUAGGGGGCGAGGCGUGAUGAGAGCUCGGCUCCGGGCGCACACGUGUGAUGUAAUUUCUCUCGUUGAUUCCGUCACUCGAAAGGCAGUUGAAAGACAGCCUCAUAAGGUCAGAUGGCCUCAGAUGGCCUCAGAUGGCCUCAGAUGGCCUCAGAUGGCCUCGGAUGAGGUCAUUUGUCGUCCACACUCUGUCGUCCAGACGACAAUUAAUAUUCCAUUUACCCGAUAUAUUUUUCCAAAAAAAAUGGCAGCCUCAUACUUGGCCACGCCUGACCUCAUAUGA